Messenger RNA from Epinephelus moara (kelp grouper), 1212 nucleotides. RefSeq names its product nudix (nucleoside diphosphate linked moiety X)-type motif 7 (gene nudt7). Gene Ontology annotation, molecular function: coenzyme A diphosphatase activity; acetyl-CoA hydrolase activity. The record is from RefSeq and is a predicted model, not a curated record. Lineage: Eukaryota; Metazoa; Chordata; Actinopteri; Perciformes; Serranidae. The transcript is spliced from 3 exons. Bases 491 to 1159 code for a protein of 222 amino acids. Gene Ontology annotation, biological process: coenzyme A catabolic process.
CAAUGUGACGUCAUGAGUGUUUGUUGCCAUGAAACGUUAGCCUGGCCGUCGUGUAAAUACUAUUUGAAUAACGUUGGAAAUAAUGAGAAACUCCUCUGACGCAUUUUAGCUGGACUGCAGCGAGAAUGACAUUUGUUAUCCCAGUCACAAGGUACAGCCAACAUUAACAUUAGCUUUGUGCUAAAGCUAGCUUACUGUGUCGGUCACCUUGUGACGUCGCAUAUGUGGGACAGCUCAAGCUCGUUUGCAGUUUUUCCACAUCUGUAUGAUAAUACACUAAUAAGCAGUUAACAGCUGUGCUGCAGAGUUACUGGUUAACAGAAUUUAGUUAGCUAUUUAAGACGUCGUCGGACUUGAAACCUCCAGUGUCACCUGUCCUUCACGUGUAGUUGACUUCCAGUUUGUUUAUGCUUUGGAUUUCCUCAGGGUGCGUAUGUUUUUGUAGCUGCCCUCCACUCCAUUGUUUCUGCUUUGAAGCCGAGCGGCUGCAAUGCAUAUUAAAGAAGAGACUAUAGCCAGAUUAAAGCAGUUUGACACUGGAGACAAGUUCUCCUCUCUGUCGGUGCUGCCCAAAGCCUCAGUGCUGAUCCCGCUGUUUGUGAAGAAUGGAGAGCUGUGCACCUUGAUGACCCUGCGUUCACAAGAGCUUAAGAGAAGUGCUGGUGAGGUGUGUUUCCCAGGUGGAAAGAGAGACCCCAGUGACAGAGAUGAUGUGGACACAGCUCUGAGGGAGGCAGAGGAGGAGAUAGGUCUACCACCUGAUGAUGUCCAGGUGGUCUGUAGACUGGUCCCUAUUGUCAGUAAGGGUGGUCUGUUGGUGACUCCGGUGGUCGGCUUCAUCAAUGAGUCAUUUUGUCCCCAUCCAAACCCAGCUGAGGUCAGUGCUGUGUUCACAGUCCCUCUGGACUUCUUCACCAGCGACAAGGACCACUAUGCUACCCAAUGGGCUGAUGGGAUGAAGGGGAAGCAGCACUCUUUUUAUUUUGUGGACCCUGAUUCAGGAAGCCAGUAUCACAUAUGGGGCCUGACUGCCAUGAUUGCCAUACUGGUCGCUGCGCUGGCUCUCAGGAAAAAACCAGAGUUUGAUGUCGCUUUCAACCCUGAGGAUCCGUUAUCGGUCUUCCAACAGAUACUAAAUAGAAGAAUUAGUAAACUAUGACUAUUUUUUUAUGUUUGUAAUUAAUUUGUGCUAAUACAAAAUACCUGAAGCCA